AUGGUUGUUGAUGAACAAUUGAUACGAGACAAGAGCAAACUAGCUGUACUAUAUUUCAAAUCAGGUGACUAUGCUAAAGCAUUAAGCAUCUACGACAAGCUAAUAUACAAUGUUAGGCAACUUCCAGCACAUGCCAUCAAAGCAAUACGACUUCAGUAUGGGUUAAAAGAGGUGCCAGAUGUUGGGAAACUAAUACAUCCUAAAUUAACAACAUACUUCGAUCAAAGAGCAGCUACAUUGGAGAAACUUGGCAGAUUUGACUCGGCUUUGCGAGAUUCUAAAAGACUGAUUGACUUGGAUCCUGCUGAUUAUAAAGGGUAUUUAAGAAUCGGGAAAUUGCAUGUAAUGAAUGGUGCCAAGUAUGAAGCUUACAAAGCUUUCCAGCGAGGUCUUUAUGUCAUUGAUAGUUUGAUCAAAAAAUGCAUGCAUACACCAAAUACACAGUUGUAUGAGAGAUUGAAAUGUCAGUAUAGAUCAUUGAAUCAAGAGUUGAAAGCUGAGAGGAAAAUAUCCGACAAUGAAAGCUCCAGGGGAAGCUCUAGUUUUGGUAGGAGUGAAUCACAGAGCACAUCUCAGAGCUUAAUAAAGAGAAGAAAAGUGGAUAAGAAUAUUGAUCCAAUAAAGUACCUUCCAUUGGAGUGCUUAAAACUAGUGUUUCAAAUGUUGCCACCAAGGGCCACUUUCAGAUGUUUGUUGGUCUCAAAAUCAUGGUACAACAUGCUUGUCCAGUUAAAUUUGUUCCAGUUUGAUUGUAAACCAGUCAUCACGUUGGACGAGUUCAUCCUUGGUGUCAAAUUCUUCAAAAAGAGUGCAGCAUAUACCUACUCCAAACAAAUAAAGAAACUCAAAAUCAAUCAAGUUUACAACAAAAAGCUACUGCAUGUGUUGGCAGUAAUGAUCAAGGAGCCGCAAUUUCCGCUACGAUCGUUGGAAGUAAUGGACCCAACAAUGAACUUACAACUCAUUUGUGCCAUACUAGCCAAGAACUCAUGGAGACUAAACAACUUUCAUCAUUUGCAAUCAUUGUCAUUAGGCAUAAAUUGUAGUAUCAAGUAUCCUCAAAUAUUGCUAAACAUGUUUCCACAAUUGAAAAAUUUGCAAAUCUCCAUCUUAAUAGCUGACAAGAGCGCAAUGAGUAUGGUACCAUUACAGGAUAAAAUGUUUAAAAAGUUUAAGCAAAUGAAGCUCGAGUCGUAUACAUUGGAAACAUUGUUUUUGGCUAAUCAUGUAAAGCUACUUACGAAUGAGUCAAUGAGUGUAUCAGCCAUUACGUACAGUCCAUUCCCUGUUUUGCUUGAUUAUUAUUUCCCCAACUUGAGUGAGCUUACCAUGUGCUCAUUCAAUUUUGGCAAUCAUUUGCCUACAUUUGGUGAAUUUUUAGCCCAGCAUCACAACUUGACUAAAAUUUACCUUGAGAAUAAUCCCGGGUUGAAUUUGCUCAUCAUUCUACAAAUCUUGUUAAACUAUAGACCAAGUUUCAAAUUGAUUCAUUUCACGUUUAGAGAAUAUGGAGUUUGUUCAACAAUGUCAUUACAAGAAGUUUACUUUCCCUUGAUUACUCAAUUGUCUCAAUUGGAGCUGCUAGAUCUAUACAAGACUUCUGUGUCAGUGACAGGUUUCGAAAAACUCUUGGGUAGAUGUGGCAAAUCGCUCAAGAAUUUGAAUAUAGGAUGCCCUACUUAUUUAUCAUUUCAUAUUCAUGGCAGGAAACAGCUUGAUCUAUCCAAACUCCUCACAAUGUGCCCCAACUUGCAGCAUCUAGCAUUGCCAGAUAUGAAUAUUGAUACUGUAUCAAUGUUGAAUAUAACGAAACAAAUUCAAUCAAUACCGCUCCAACUGAUUAAUUUACAAUCUUUGGAUCUUAGUUUCAACCAAUUUGAUGGAGUAGAUUUGAUGCGAUUUCUCAGCACUGGCGUACGGUUAGAGAAGUUGGAUUUAAACGGAUUAAACAUCUCCGAAGAUACUCUUCGUUAUGUCAAACGAAAGGAGAUUGUUCAAAAUAUCUUGUUUGAUCAGAGACGUACCAAAUGGAGAGUUUAUGGAGUCAAUACCUGGGUACAACAAUAG
Molecule: messenger RNA, 2067 nt
Organism: Lodderomyces parapsilosis
Lineage: Eukaryota; Fungi; Ascomycota; Pichiomycetes; Serinales; Debaryomycetaceae
Product: DNA-binding SCF ubiquitin ligase subunit
Exons: 1
Coding region: 1-2067 (688 amino acids)
Biological process (GO): SCF-dependent proteasomal ubiquitin-dependent protein catabolic process
Cellular component (GO): SCF ubiquitin ligase complex
Molecular function (GO): protein binding
Source: RefSeq, a predicted model, not a curated record